AUGUUGGGGAAAUCUAUUCAAGACUCCUGGAUCACAGACCAGUAAUUCAGGGAGAAAUACGAUACUUUGUUAAAGAAUUUGAAGAAAAACGUGGCCUCCGAGAACUGCGAGUACUUGAAAACCUAAAGAGCACAAUCUUUGAAACGAAUGAGCAUGUUCUUCCCAAGUGUGAGCAGGCAAUGCAUGACAAUUUGAACGAAACAUUCAAGAGAUUGCAAGCUGCCAACAAUAUGAUCCGUAGACUCCAAGAGAGGGAAUAUGAAGCAAAAAAGCUUCAGGCAGACAAGGUGAUGGCUCGUGAAGAGAAGCAUGUGGCCCACUGUGAGGAAUUCAUGAAAGAGCAACAGAACAAACGUGCAGAAGUGGAUGAAGAGCACAGCAAAGCUAUGGAGCGCCUCAAAGAGCAGUAUUCCGAGAUGGAGAAGGAACUGGCCAAAUAUGUUUCUUUUUAA
Messenger RNA from Acanthisitta chloris (rifleman), 452 nucleotides. RefSeq names its product biogenesis of lysosomal organelles complex-1, subunit 5, muted (gene BLOC1S5). The transcript has 4 exons. NCBI's taxonomy places the organism in Eukaryota, Metazoa, Chordata, Aves, Passeriformes, Acanthisittidae. The record is from RefSeq and is a predicted model, not a curated record. The annotation marks the transcript as partial. Gene Ontology annotation, cellular component: BLOC-1 complex; transport vesicle.